Molecule: messenger RNA, 1914 nt
Organism: Pecten maximus
Lineage: Eukaryota; Metazoa; Mollusca; Bivalvia; Pectinida; Pectinidae
Exons: 3
Coding region: 11-1246 (411 amino acids)
Source: RefSeq, a predicted model, not a curated record
AUUGAAAGCGAUGGCGACAGGUAAACGGCGUUUUGAGGAUUCGCUGACAGGUGCGACAUCCACAGCGUGUAAGAAGUGCCAUGAUAAUGAUGAUGACGAAAUAUUUACAAGUUUCCCUGUGAAAUUGAUAAGGCAAAUAGCAAAACAUCUUGAGACUUUGUGCUGUGAAAGCGACUAUGUUUUCAAAACACUUAAGAUUUUGAACUGCAACGGUGCAGACUACAACGGGGGGAUUCCCUUUGCGAAAGCCUACUGUAGCGUAACACCAGGGACACGCACUCUGUAUUUUGGAAGUGUAUUUGUUCAUGGAAUAAAAAUGUUAACGGCAUUUUUAAAAAAUCGCCAGGUACCAACGGACUUACCAAGGAAACGUCUUCUGAGGAAAUUGUUGUUCUUCCUAUCCGACGAAGGAACACAUUUGCUGCUGAAAGACUUAGAAAAGUUUCAUGAAACCGAGCUUAUGAUGGUCUUGGCUAAUCACCUUUAUGGAAAACUGACAUCAUCAUCUAAGUACAUGAUUGAUAAAAACUCUACCAAGGAGACCGACCAUUGUCCUUGUAACUCAGAAAGCUGUCGCCUGUCGGGUCAGUUUGCAGAUACAGGUAUUGGAAACGAAGAAGUCUGGCAUGGAAACCUGGACAUAAUUGUAGACAAUGAUAUGGUUGGUCUGUCUUACCCAUCUGGAAAUAAAGAAGAAAUUCUGGGAGGAAAUGAAGCGAAAAUAAGGCAUGUCGAUCUCUCAAGAAAUCAACAAAUCAUUUCACAGACCAUUGUAUUUUCAUUUCUUCAAAAGCAGCGACACCCAGAUAGUAACAAUUUUCUGUUCCCUUGCAUUGGAGCUGCACACGAAGGAAUGGUGGUGUAUUUUUAUGAUUCACAGAAAGAUAUUCUACUGGAAAGCUCGUUCAUUCCUUUCAUGUCAGUUGAAGGCAAAGUCAACGUCCAUGCCAUACUCGCUUCUUGGUUUGCAGUUAAUUACAAAUAUCUGUCAAGUGGAAUACCGUGUUCUAAAUCACAUGACGAUAAAUCCGCGUUUUUGUCCCAUGUUAAAGAAAAACUUGGAAUCUAUGAACAUAAUUUGAAAUUCGGAAAUUUGGGUGUUCCUGUAAGUUUUGAGGAUGAUGAAAGUGAUUUAGAAGUUGAACAAUCUGACUUUCUUUCUGAAACACGCUGGGAGCUUCUGGAACUUGGCUCCAUGCCUGAUGGCCAUUCUGAACAAUAUUGUCUUCUUGAUAAAGAAAUGUAGUAAAAAAAUUCUGUAAUAACUUUGAAAUCUGUUCUUGAUAGAAAAUAUAAAAAAAACAUGUACUGCUCUUAAAUUCAAUGGCUCCAUUGUCUGACGGAACAAUACUGUUAUCUUGACAAAGAAAUACAGCCGACCCCUCAAUAACUUUGAAAUCUGAUUGUUAUCUGAUGUUGGUAUUUCAUGUACUGCCAUAGAAUCUAACAUAACAUGUCUGUUCAGUGCUGAAUACAGUAUGUUUAGUAACCCCUACCGGUGAAACCAGUGGGAUUAUAUAGAUUAUCUUGAGUCCGUCCAUCUGUCAGUCGUCUAGUGUUCCACACUUUGUCAGCCAUGGUUCAAGGUAUGUUUUAGAAAGUUAAUAUGUAACUUCAGUAAAAGUAGCUAGAGAUAAAGUUUCAGUUUCUGAUUUUUUGGGUCGAGGUCAAGGUCCUUGUUACCAUUUUUAGUGGGGGCCGGUAGGGGACAUGUUUUACUUUACCAAUCAUCUCAGAAUGCUUGUUCUCAUUAUCCUUUAAGCAUAUUUUCACACAUUUUUACUUUAUUGAACUGAAUGGGAUCAACUGCAUGAAACUAGACAAUGUCCAUGUCGACAUUGUUGGCCGCCCACCCGGAACCGGUGACAUUAUCACGACAAAUUGUUUAAGAAAAUAAAAAUCACCAGCAUAUCA